CGUUUCGACUAUGAUCGAUUCGUCUUCAAUCUCAUCAACGGGAUGGAGACUUGCCCUACGCUGGCCAUGCCGGCGACCAUAAACUGUCUCCCUCCGCCGGCGACGAAGAGCCCUCCGCCGGUCCUGAACUAUUUCCCUCCGCCGGCCAUGAUCCCUGCCCCUCUGCUGGUUUUGAGUCGCCCUUUAGAAGAUGCAUCGACGCUGCCUCUCCAAGAUCUUGCUGCACCUCCGUCCCCUACCAUGCCUCAACCUCUUCUUAGCCCUGCACAAGUAAGCAACAUAGUACAGCGGCAUCUGCUUCAUGUACUAAUUGUACUCGUAUGGCGUCAUAGUCUUAUUGCCACAACAUCCUCAUAGCCCUCCACCUGAUGGUUCAGCUAGCACUAACUGAAUCAAGGUAAAGUUGUCCUUCUUCAAUUGUACUUCUGAAGCAUCUGGAUCGAGCUUUCUUGUUUGUUGUUUCGUCAGCUGCUGUGACUCCUGCUCGCCCAACAUACACCCUUGCACUGACUUAUGUGUAAACUUCCAUCCAACACACACUUGCUUGUAUUCAGAAAAUUUUGUCUUGUACAAAUUCUCAGAUUACAUCAUUGGAGCACCGUUCAGACUAAAUAAAGAUAAUCAACAAUGCUUUCACGCUGAGUGAUAACACCUCACAAUAUCAAAAUUGCAUUCAGAUUUUUCGUCUCUACAUCACAAGCUCGCACAACAAAUCUGCUAAAUUUGGUUGGAAGGAGUAAUAGCCCAUUCCUCACAUGGGAGCUUCGGCGAGGUGGACGCCUACAUUGGCGCGUUGGUAGCCCCGCUGGCUAUGGCCUGAUACCUUCGUAGCAUCCACCCGGCGGCAGCGCCAUGGUGGACGGCAGCGUCGUAGGUCGUCGCGGUGGGGGAUGGCAGCGCCAUCGGGCGUCGCGGUGGGGGCAGCCCCAUCGUCUGUUGUCGCGGUGGGGAAUGGCUCGGCUCCGUCGUAGGGGGAGGCCCCGUCGUCGGUCAUCGCGGUGGGGGACGGCGGCAGCGCCAUGUCUUCGCGGUAGGGAGCAGCCAUGGAUAAGGCGAGAUAAGAAAGAAAUUGUGGGAAGGAAUAUCCUACCCCGUGGGCAAGACAGGGGGUUAUUUGAAAAGUAGCAUAAGUGGCUGGUUAGCGAGCCCACCUCUCAUCUGUGCCAUCAGUUAAAGAGAUCCAACAGCUCGGGUCGCAAGUUUCCAGAUUUUCAUCGAAUCAGAGUUUUCACUUGAUACUUCGCCCCUUCCAAUAGCACACCUAUUUCUUUCCUUUUGAUAACAUACUAUUUCUCGCAAAUUAUGUUUUGGUAUUAUUUUCUGCGGUACAUCCUUGCUUUGCAAGAACACCUGUACUACAAAAGUUUGGCUUUUCCAUCAACGAAGACUUCAUUACUAGGUCACAUUGCACACAAACCAUGAAUAUACCUUUCAAGUUUGGCUCAAUAAUGAUGAAGAAGGUCUCCUAUUUUGAUGGGGACAUUCGGAAAAGACCUUGCUAGGUGUUACUCAUUGGAAGUCGGUACAUAAAUAUUACAUGAUAUAACGCAACCCGAUCUUAUCAUCCAUGUGGCCUUACCCAACAAGAUCCAUCCAUGAUUCAUCCAAGUUAGUUUUCUUUCAACUUCUUGCAUGUUAAUCAUCAGUCAGCAGUGUACCCAUUGUGCCAGCUAAUUAACAUUUGUAUUUGCAAAUGGCAGCAAUUUUUGAUUUCCUUUUGUGGCUAUGUUGCUACUUCUAACUUAAUGAACGGUCAACACACACUAUGUCUAUUUUAACGGUCAAAUGUAACAUUUGGCCCUGACAGCUGUCCACCCAUGUCAUAAUCGGGUUCAAUUUGAGCCCAAUUGAUUACGAGUGUUUUCUGCGAAAAACUAAACAAAACGAUAGGUAUCGACGAAAAAGAAUAAGUAGGUAGUUUUUUGAAACCCUAACCGUAAUUGUCGUAGUUUUUUGCUAUUUACCCGUGGUUUGCAUGUGAAUCGUGAAUUUUGCAUUCACGGAAGUAUGCUUUCCUUACAAAGUUAUACUACGAACUGGCACUUUCAAACAGCUACUACUUGUAUUGUGACACAGAUGCUGAUAAGCUGCAGCAUAGGCUGUUUGAAGCAUAAAGUAGUUAUGCAUGGAUGGUUAUUCUUGUUGUGAUACCCACUUGGAAGCUAUGCUUUAUCUGAACUGAUGGGUAAGGUGGCAUUUUUGUUCUCUGGAUCUGCGAAGGUAGCACCUGGCAUCUCUUUAAAUACUACCUAAGAGAUUUAGUUGUUCUAAGUAGAAUCUGUACCAUGGAUGUGAGAAAUUGAUGCCUUUUUUUAGGCACCAACCGUCUAGUUCUACGGUAAUUUUCUAUUAAUGAACUGAAAAGAGUUUACAAUAUGUACAAAACAAAAACAAAAAAGAAGGUAGGCAGAAGCCUCUAUCCUCUAUCUUCUAUCCAAUGCCAGUUUUUUCUAACAUAAUGGUACUAAGAGAAGGUUAUGUCUUUCUUGCUAUCUUGUACUUCCUCUUACUGCCGCAAAGCCAAGUUUGCAGUUUACAUCCCCUGAAAGCAAUGUCAGAGAACAUACUCUAAUAGGUUGUGCCAGAAAUGGGACAGUUGAAUGCUCUAAUUUGAGAAUGGUCCCCUUCAAAAAUUUACUUUAUUUGAGAUUGGUCAAUGUGGACUGGAAUGGUCAUAUCAUAGCCUGAUGCCUCGUGGAAGUGGGUAGAUAGAGCACGGGACAUACAUGUACAGGACACUGACUCAAUGCACUUUUGGUUAUGGUGAUCAUUAUAUGGAAAAUGAGGAUUGGUUUAGACGGACAAAUGAAGUUACCUGAAAUUAAGGCAUACACGCCUACGAGUGUUCUUUUAUAGGCUCCUAGCAGCAUUUUCACUUGUGCGUGUCACUUGGAUUCUUACAUAAGGUAUUUCUUCUCUCUUAGGCCACCCCAUCCAUGGGAAAUGCUAAAGCAAUCUCACCAAGCAACUCACUCCAUUUUCUGAACCCUGCACACCAUUAUAUAUUUGAUGAAGAACAGGAUUGCAUGCAACAAGUGACAAGGAAAUCAAGAAGAGCUCAAGACCAUGGAGGCACCAAGAAAUCGCGGCGCGCCAUGCCUGCUCCUUGUUCUGUUGGUUCUAGCUGCCCAGUGGUGCAGCGUCUCGACGGCGAGCUGCAGCUUCACCAUAUCCAACUACUGCACCCACACCAUCUGGCCGGGGACGAUGGCCGGCGCGGGCACGCCGCAGCUGCCCACGACGGGGUUCAGGCUCGACCCGGGGCAGACCGUGCGGAUCCCGGCGCCGGCCGGUUGGUCCGGCCGGAUAUGGGCGCGCACGGGGUGCAACUUCAGCACGGACGGCUCGGGCGCGGCCGCCGGCGCGGUCGCGUGCCAGACCGGCGACUGCGGUGGUGGGCACAUGGAGUGCGGCGGCACGGGCGGGAAGCCGCCAGCGACGCUCUUCGAGAUCACGCUGGGGAAGGGCGGCCCCGCCGACCAGGACUUCUAUGACGUGAGCCUCGUCGACGGGUACAACCUGCCCGUCGUCGCCGUCCCGCGCGCGCGGCAGGGCAGCUGCAAUGCCACCGGCUGCGCCGCCGACCUCAACCUCUCAUGUCCCAAGGAGCUGCAGGUGGCCGGCGGCAAUGGCGGCGGCCCGGUGGCAUGCCAGAGCGCGUGCGAGGCGUUCACGCAGGACAAGUACUGCUGCAGCGGCGCCUACGCGACGCCGGACACGUGCAGCCCGACGGCCUACUCCUCCGUCUUCAAGUCGGCGUGCCCGCGGGCCUACAGCUACGCCUACGACGACGGCAGCAGCCUCUUCACCUGCAACGCCGUCGACUACACCAUCGCCUUCUGCCUCCCUCCAGCUGGGUUGAACAUGCCUGCUGAUGCCAACAAUGCUCCUCCUGCUGACAACAAUGGUGCCGGAAGCACCUACGUGCCGCCCCCGACAGGCAACAGCGGGGCUGGAAGCAUCUACCAGCCAACCCCUGCAGGUAACAGUGGCGUUGGAAGUGCCUACCAGCCACCUCCAACAGACAACAAUGGCGUUGGAAGUGCCUACCAGACACCUCCGACUGGCAACAAUGGCAUCGGAAGCACCUACGAGACACCCUUGGCUAGCAGCAAUGGCGUCGGAAGUGCCUUCCAGCCGCCCCUGACGGGCGACGACAAUGGCGUGAGAAGCGCCUACCAGCCGGGGAUGACCCUGUCGUCGGCGAGCACGCGAUACGGUCAGCUGUGGUUUCUGAUACCUGCAGCGCUCGUGUUCUUUAAAUGAUCAUUCUCCAUGAAAGGCCAGCCAGUGUUUCAUGUGGAGCUGGCCUUCGAGCUUUCGAAUACUUGAGGGAUUGGGUGAUCUUAGGCGCGGAAGAAAGAAGAGGCUCGAAGCAGAGUACAUAUCCAAGCAGAGAUCUUGUAGGAGUUUCUGACAGAUUCACAGUAGUUGCAACUUGAAACCCUUUGAAACCCUCCUGUAUUCAGUAACUAGAUAGCUUUCAGGAACUUUAGCACUGCCGGGUGAUAAAUCUUCUCCUUUUCUGUAGUAUUAUAAGGUAGUUUGAAUUGAAUAGCCCUAUCUAAUUCUUGAGAGAAAUUUCCCAUCCCAAGAAAUCUGAGGAUAAGAAAAGAAGAAAAAAAAGCAACUAAGGGACUCUUUGGAUAGCAGAAAACUGAAAAUGUGAGAAAUAGAAAAUAAUGCAUAACUGGAAUGUGAUGACUUAUGGAUU
Messenger RNA from Triticum urartu, 4714 nucleotides. Lineage: Eukaryota; Viridiplantae; Streptophyta; Magnoliopsida; Poales; Poaceae. The record is from RefSeq and is a predicted model, not a curated record.